AUGGGUGAAUACCUUACUGAAGAGCAACAACAAACACUGUGGCGAACAGAAUUCAUCGCCUUAGCUGGAGACGAACAUGGUUUUAUAUGUGGUGAUCAAAUGGUCCGAAUUUCAAAGAAAGUUGGCCUGUUUUCUUCAACUGCCCAGGUUAUUAUGGCACGGUCGGUUCCGACCGGUUCCAGUCAUUUCCCGGCUGUUUCCUGCAAACUUCGAUCUGGAAACGGUCAGGAACUGAUCGGAUAUUUCCUAUGCAAUUCCGGCCGGAAUCCGGCGGCAAGGAACCUGCCGGAGCUUGCUGUAAUCGGCGAAAACUGUGUCGGAAUCGAGAAGAGCUGUACCGGAACCGACUCAGAUUUCAACGGAUCCAGUCGCCGGAAUGAUCGACCUGGGGGUGUGUAUGAAAUAUUUGAUGGAUCAAUGUGUCUCGGCCUCGAAUACUUUUGUUCGUAUCUAACGACACUAAGAGAAGAGAAGCGUGACGAAAAGCGAUAUGGUCAAUUAGCGCAGCACUAA
Molecule: messenger RNA, 513 nt
Organism: Adineta ricciae
Lineage: Eukaryota; Metazoa; Rotifera; Eurotatoria; Adinetida; Adinetidae
Source: the annotation of a GenBank genome assembly